This is a messenger RNA of Trichomycterus rosablanca, 855 nucleotides long. RefSeq names its product immunoglobulin lambda-1 light chain-like. The record is from RefSeq and is a predicted model, not a curated record. The transcript is spliced from 5 exons. Lineage: Eukaryota; Metazoa; Chordata; Actinopteri; Siluriformes; Trichomycteridae. Bases 1 to 855 code for a protein of 284 amino acids.
AUGCAUCUUCCAUUACAAGUGAUUUUGGUGGUAAUUUUCCAGAUAUGCACAGUGACCAGUGCUGCUGAGCUGCAUCAGAAGAUUUUAAUGACUAAAUCUUCCACCAAACUCGCCAGAAUAAAAUGUACUUUCCCGUCAGAUUGUAGAUAUUACAUUCACUGGUACCAGAAGAAAGAAGGUGAAGCUUUAAAGAGAGUUCAGUAUGUGGACAUUACUGGUGGAAAACAUGAUAAUGAUCCUGGUUUUGAUUUCUUGAGAUCAGAGAGCCCAGCAAAAGAUACGUUUGUUUUAAUAAUCCCUGAUUUAAAGACUGAACAUUCAGCAACAUAUUACUGUGCCUGCUGGGUGCAGGGCUACACAAAAGUGUUCGGUUCAGGAACAACACUUUAUGUUACAGACAACCAGGUCAAAGCACCUCAUGUGGCAGGAUACCCAGUAUCCAACCAGCAUUCAAAAGGAAAGCAUGCUCUGCUCUGCCAAGCGAGCAACAUGUUCCCAAACCUGGUGAGGUUCACAUGGCGGAAGAAAGACCAGAAUGGUAAAAUAGUGAAGCUGCCGGAGAAAGAUGAUGAGGUGCUGGAGCAGAAAGAUGAAGAUCAGAAGGUUUCCAUCACCAGCAUUCUCAUCACAGACCAGCACAAAGUGGGGAGGAAUAAAUUCAUCUGCUCUGUAGAACAUGACAGCAGUGUGAAUGACCAGAGUGUUAAUAUUCCACCAGGUUCGUCUGAGCUCAGUCGCAGUCGGUAUCUGUUCAGUGUAUCGUAUGUGAUGCUGCUGGUGAAGAACCUGCUAUAUUUCUGCACCAUCUCUGUCUUACUGUGCAAGAGAAGAUCUGCAGACAAGAAAACACCUUAG